GCCAAGGGACCAAUUUGCCCUUUUCUCUGUCCACAUGGAUCUGCCCUUUUCUUUGUCCGCAUGGCAAUGAACGUAUACAAACUUGCAGCACGGAUAGCAGUCUCAAAUCUGCACAAGAACACCAAGAAAUCUUUCUCAGAGACGAUCAAAGAUAUGUACAAUCACAUCAAUCCGCGCUCGGACCAGAAGGCUCCUCUUAUUGCUGAUGAUGUCUACGAAAUUGUCAUGAAGAAUGCGUCACGGCUUGACAGCGAAAUCAUAUAUGAUCGGGACUUCGAUUAUGAUUACUUUGGGUUCAAGACUCUGGAGCGGUCAUAUCUCUUGAGGAUUGAGGGCAAAGUAGUGGAGAGGCCUCAGCAUAUGCUCAUGAGAGUUGCUGUUGGUGUUCACAAGGAGAACGUUGACAUGGCUAUUAAGGCCUAUCACCUGCUGUCUGAGAGAUGGUUCACUCAUGCUUCUCCGACACUUUUCAAUGCAGGCACACCACGCCCACAGCUAAGCAGCUGCUUCCUUGUGUGCAUGAAGGACGAUAGCAUUGAGGGGAUCUAUGAUACCCUCAAAGAAUGUGCUGUGAUUAGCAAGAGCGCAGGGGGAAUAGGCCUGUCUGUUCACAAUAUCAGGGCCAGGUCCAGUUAUAUUCGUGGCACGAAUGGUACCUCUAACGGCAUAGUUCCAAUGCUUCGAGUGUUCAAUGACACUGCACGCUAUGUUGAUCAGGGGGGUGGAAAGAGAAAGGGAGCAUUUGCCGUUUACCUGGAGGCAUGGCAUGCAGAUAUAUUCGAUUGGCUUGAUCUGAGGAAGAACCACGGAAAGGAAGAGGUCCGGGCUCGAGACCUGUUCUAUGGCCUGUGGGUGAAUGAUCUGUUUAUGAAGAGAGUCGAGGAGAACCAGAAGUGGUCCCUCUUCUGCCCAAAUGAGGCACCAGGUCUCCAGGAUGUGUGGGGAGAAGAGUUUGAAAGGCUUUACGAGAAAUACGAGUCGCAGGGUAAAGCAAAGAAAGUCGUUAAUGCACAGAAGUUAUGGUUUGCCAUCUUGGGUGCUCAAAUUGAGACAGGAAACCCUUAUAUGCUCUACAAGGAUAGUUGCAACAGGAAAAGCAAUCAGCAGAAUCUGGGAACGAUCAAGUCAUCCAACCUCUGCACGGAGAUCAUUGAGUAUACCAGUCCAGAUGAAACUGCGGUAUGCAAUCUUGCGUCAAUUGCACUGCCGCGUUUUGUCCGCGAAAAGGGUGUUGACGAUUGUCAUUCCCGGAGAAUGGUGGGGAGCCAUGGUCAUAAGAAUCGUUUCUUUGACUUUGAACGCCUUCUGGAGAUCACAAGGUUUGUGGCGCGAAGCCUGAAUCGCAUCAUUGACAACAACUUCUACCCGGUUGAGAGCGCUCGCAAGUCAAAUAUGCGGCACCGACCGAUUGGUAUUGGUGUGCAGGGCCUCGCUGAUGUGUUCAUUCUGCUGGGGAUGCCCUUUGAGUCAGAAGAGGCUCAACAGUUGAACAGGGAAAUCUUCGAGUGUAUAUACUUCGCAGCGCUUUCGGAGUCCUGUGUGCUUGCACAGGAGGAAGGUCCUUAUCCUACUUAUGAGGGGUGCCCUGUCAGCAAGGGCGUGCUCCAGUUUGAUAUGUGGGAUGUAAUGCCAUCAGAUAGAUGGGACUGGGCGACGCUGAGGGAAAAUAUAGCGAAGCAUGGUGUGCGGAACUCCCUUCUAGUGGCUCCAAUGCCCACUGCCUCCACCUCGCAGAUCCUUGGCAACAAUGAGUGCUUUGAGCCUUACACAUCCAAUAUUUAUGUCCGGAGAGUCCUCAGUGGUGAGUUUAUUGUCGUCAACAAGCAUCUUCUACAUGAUUUGGUCGACAGAGGCCUAUGGACGUCUGACGUCAAGAAUCAGCUGAUCAAGGCUGUGGGUUCUGUUCAGAGUCUAUCGGGUGUCCCCGACGAUAUCAAACAGAUUUACAAAACUGUGUGGGAAAUCAAGCAGAAGAAUCUUGUAAAUAUGGCAGCUGACAGGGGUGCCUUCAUUGACCAAAGUCAGAGUCUGAACAUUCACAUGGAUACGCCAAACUUCGGCAAGCUUACGUCCCUCCAUUUCUACACAUGGAAGAAGGGGAUGAAGACAGGAAUGUAUUAUCUCCGAUCGAAGGCUGCGGCAGAUGCUAUCCAGUUCACGGUUGACAAUAGCACCCCAUCACUGAAGGCCUCCCGGGGCGAGCAGUUGCUUUCAUCAGGCGGUCAGCCUGCAAAGUCACGUUCAAAGUCCUCCAUGCUGCUUAGGGAAGGGGCUUUUGCUGCUGCUCCUGCAAUCAUGCCUAUGACAUUGCCGCAAGAAACACAAUACAACCACUCUUCUGCCGGCUCGUCAAUCUCCACGCCAUCGUCUUCUCCUCCAGGUUCACCGGUUCUGAUGGCGGAGAAGGGCAUGGAGCAGAUCAUCUGUUCCCUUGAGAACAGAGACGAGUGCAUGUCGUGUGGUAGCUGAAGGACAGGAGUUCCUUUGAUGACUGUGACCAAGUACUUGCAACGCCAACUCUAGGACCAGCUCAGCUCGUCAAUGGCAAAAAAAAAUGGCAGGGAGUUGAGAUGAUUGUAGAGGUUACAGAAAAAGACACAGGGCAACAGAUCUACCAGCCUUCACGUGCUGCUGGUUGGUGACAUCUGCGUGCACGCACGAGAUCGCCAACUGUUAAAAUCAGGGUUCGAACUCUUGACCUGUGUGAUCAAGAGGGACUCAAGGAUACCAAAUGGUGCCUUCUUUCAGUAAGGCCAUCUUUUGACUUGUUGCGUGCACGAGGGCGGCAAGCGUUAAAAUCAGGGUUCGAACUCUUGCCCUGUGUGAUCAAGAGGGACGCAAGGGUAACAAAUUGUGCCUUUUUUC
Molecule: messenger RNA, 2865 nt
Organism: Chara braunii
Lineage: Eukaryota; Viridiplantae; Streptophyta; Charophyceae; Charales; Characeae
Source: the annotation of a GenBank genome assembly